CUGCACAUCCAACUCCGGUCAGCUUCAGCAUCCUCCCUUUUAUGAGCAUUCUCCUCGGUGUCGGAUUUAAUAGGUUCUUCAAUUGCUCCGGUGUCUACAUGACAGCCGUUUAGGAAUGCACGUACAGUCAACAGAAAGGAACACCAUGGCGAGAAACCGUAAAGACAGAGACAGCUGGGGGUCCUUCACAGACAAAGCCACCUACGACUGGAGCUCGGAGGAGGAGGAGCCUGAUGGAAGUGCGCGGCCCAUCCAGGUGCUGGUUGUCAAGGACGACCACACCUUUGAGCUGGACGAGGCGGCGCUGAGCCGGAUCCUAUUGGCCGAAGAGGUCCAGGACAGGGAAGUGGUGGCCAUAUCUGUGGCCGGGGCGUUCCGCAAGGGCAAGUCCUUCCUCAUGGACUUCAUGCUGCGUUACAUGUACAGCCAGGCGUCUGAGGAGUGGCUGGGGGAGGCAGAGGAGCCUCUGACAGGGUUCUCCUGGAGAGGUGGAUCUGAGAGAGAGACCACAGGGAUUCAGAUCUGGAGCGAAGUCUUUCUGGUGGACAAGCCAGAUGGACGCAAGGUGGCAGUUCUACUGAUGGAUACCCAGGGCACGUUCGACAGCCAGUCGACGUUGAGGGAUUCAGCCACUGUGUUCGCACUAAGCACUAUGAUCAGUUCCAUGCAGGUGUACAACAUCUCCCAGAAUGUCCAGGAAGAUGAUCUUCAACACUUACAGCUCUUCACUGAGUAUGGCAGACUAGCCAUGGAGGAGACGUUCCUUAAACCAUUCCAGUCCAUGAUAUUCCUAGUCCGGGAUUGGAGUUUCCCUUACGAGUUUGGCUACGGACAGGAAGGAGGCAUGAAGUUCCUGGAGAAGAGGCUCAAGAUCUCUGAGAACCAGCACGAGGAGCUGCAGAACGUUCGUAAACACAUCCACUCCUGCUUCACCAACAUCUCCUGCUUCCUGAUGCCUCACCCCGGACUCAAAGUGGCCACCAACCCGAACUUCGACGGCAGACUCAAAGAGAUCGACCGUGAGUUCAUCAACAACCUGCAGAUCCUGGUCCCGUGGCUGCUGAGUCCUAAGAACCUGGAUGUCAAGGAGAUCAACGGCAGUAACAUCACCUGUAGAGGCCUGCUGGAGUACUUCAAGGCAUACAUCAAAAUCUACCAGGGUGAGGAGCUGCCACACCCUAAGUCCAUGCUGCAGGCCACAGCAGAGGCCAACAACCUGGCAGCAGUGGCAGCAGCCAGGGACCUGUACAACAAGAAGAUGGAGCAGGUGUGCGGUGGGGACCGGCCCUUCCUGGCUCCGGCAGAGCUCCAGGCCAGACAAAGUGACAUCAGAGAGGAAGCCCUCCAGGUGUUCCGAGGGGUCAAGAAGAUGGGAGGGGAGGAGUUCAGUCGACGCUACCUGCUACAGCUGGAGGGAGAAGUGGACGAGGUGUUCGUUCAGUACAUCAAGCACAACGACUCCAAGAACAUCUUCCACGCCGCCCGCACCCCGGCCACGCUGUUCGUGGUCAUCUUCAGCAUGUACGUGGUGGCGGGCAUCACGGGCUUCGUGGGGGUGGACAUCAUCGCCAGCGUGUGUAAUAUGAUUCUGGGCCUGGCGCUGAUCACCCUGUGUACCUGGGCUUACAUACGCUACUCUGGGGAGUACCGAGAGCUGGGCCAGGUCAUCGACCAGGUGGCUGGAGCCUUCUGGGACCAGGGAAGCACAAAUGAGGCUCUAUAUAAGCUGUAUACUGUUGCAGCCAGUCACAGGCACCUGUACCACCAUGCGUUCCCUGGCCCCCAGGCCCCCGGAGAGAUGAGCGAGACCCCUGAGGAACCCACCAGGAAGAGGAACUGACCUGGCGACCUGAUUGGCCAGAGCACAGCAGGGACUGCUGGGUAUCUCUUCAAUAGCAUGAUGGAUAGAGAGGGGGGGGGGAGGAGGGGGAGGAGAAGCAGGAAGGAGGGGGAGGCAUCCUCACCCGUUGGACAUUCUUUUACUAUGGUAUUGGCUGGAACAGUCCAGUGAAGCGUUCACUAUUUUAAAUCUUAAUGUGGACAAUGUAAUGUCCCAGAGGUAGUGGCACAAUCUCCCUUUGAACUGGGUUGCUUGGCCUGUUGCCUUCAUAAUAAUGGGUAUUUCACAUAUCAUUGUCUUUCACAAACCACAUUCAACCUUUUCUGUCUGUCUGUCUGUCUGUCUGUCUGUUUGUCUGUAAGUAAGUAAAUCUGUAAAUACACGCAGAACAGCAGGCAAAGAGGUGUACAGAUCACACUCCACAUGCAAAUUCCUAAUCAGCAGUUUUGUUUGGACUGAGGUGCAGUAAGUUACAGUUAACUGCUGAUUUCGUUGUGUUUACUACGCGAGAUAGCAUGACGGACGUCAGCACUGACAGUUCAUGGCAUCACCAUCACUUUAGAAUGUUAUCUGUCGGAAGACAAUGCUUCUGAGUUCAUGAAUGGGAGAUUUCCUGAGCAAUGCCAUUGAGGAGGAUCAAAUUAACCUCUGACCUAUAACAGAAUGGUGGUCCAUGUAUAUUGAUUUUCAUGUUUUAUCAGGUUAAGUGCUGCUUCUCUAAGGAAUUUAUUCCAUGUUUGAAAGCCAAUGGUUGUGUCCCAAAUGGCACCCUCUUCCCUAUAUGGUUCACUACUUUUUCUUUUACCAGGGCCCAUAGUGCUCUGGUUAAAAAUAAUUUUAUUUUACUAGGCAAGUCAGUUAAGAACAAAUUAUUUUUAACAAACGGUCUACCCCGGCCAAACCCUAACGACACUGGGCCAAUUGUGCGCCGCCCUAUGGGACUCACGGGCCGGUUGUGAUACAGUCUGGAAUCGAACUAGGGACUGUAGUGACGCCUCUAGCACUGAGAUGCAGUGCCUUAGACCACUGUGCCACUCUGUAGGGAAUAGGAUGUCAUUAGGGACACGUACAAAGUCUUUGUUUAAAUAUACCUAUUUUUGUCAGCAUGGUAACUCAUCAGUGUCUACCAUUUUAGGCUCUCCAAGCUUAUCUUCAGUGCGGUAUAUUUCUUGACAUUUCACAUGUUUAGAGCUUGUACUUGACCGGGAACUUUGUUUAUUUUUGUAAUAUAGGUACUGCGUGCCAAUGUCAUGCAACUACAGUUUCAUAUACAGUGGGGGGGAAAAAAGUAUUUGAUCCCCUGCUGAUUUUGUACGUUUGCCCACUUACAAAGAAAUGAUCAGUCUAUAAUUUUAAUGGUAGAUUUAUUUGAACAGUGAGAGACAGAAUAACAACAACAAAAUUCCAGAAAAACGCAUGUCAAAAAUGUUAUAAAUUGAUAGCUACGACAGCACUCACACACCUGCUGCAUUAUGAUACCACUUGUUGGGCAGAACACAAGCAUCCAUUGUCUAUAAAACAAACCCCUCACACAUGUUUUGGUUUGGGGAGCUGGGGUGAGCUGUCUGUACUCCCUUAGUCUGUACCCAUGAUGUCAGAGUAUCAUACACAGAGAUUCAAAUAGGGCCCUAUUCAGACUUGAGAUAAGUUGACUUAAAAAAAAAAUGCUGACUUAAGUCCAUGUUCUCUGAAUCGGGCCGAUAUAGCCUAUGUUGUCUCUAUGGUCACACAUUUAGCCUGGAACAGAAUUGACUGCCGGGGCUGAGAUCAAGAGUAAGUCACUGGAUAGUUUAGUAGAUAUGGACCAGUGAGUAGGCGGCGAUGGGCCGGCUAGGUGAGUAGGCGGCGAUGGGCCGGCUUAGAGGUAGACAGAGAAAUAUAGAACAUUAUAAACAGUUUCACUACAGUUGACUAUAUUCUAUAUAUAUUAUAUUUGUCUCUAUCACUUCAUACUAGUCUGCUUCUUGCACGAUUUGGUAAAAAAAUGAUAUUUUAAACUGGAUAAUGAGGGCUGGGGGAGAAUAGAUGGUAGUAGAUAGUGGGGGGAAUAGAUGGUAGUAGAUAGUGAGGGAAUAGAUGGUAGUAGAUAGUGGGGGGAAUAGAUGG
Molecule: messenger RNA, 3946 nt
Organism: Salmo salar (Atlantic salmon)
Lineage: Eukaryota; Metazoa; Chordata; Actinopteri; Salmoniformes; Salmonidae
Gene: atl1
Product: atlastin GTPase 1
Molecular function (GO): GTP binding; GTPase activity
Source: RefSeq, a predicted model, not a curated record